Molecule: messenger RNA, 2314 nt
Organism: Lynx canadensis (Canada lynx)
Lineage: Eukaryota; Metazoa; Chordata; Mammalia; Carnivora; Felidae
Gene: ZNF496
Product: zinc finger protein 496
Biological process (GO): regulation of transcription by RNA polymerase II
Molecular function (GO): RNA polymerase II cis-regulatory region sequence-specific DNA binding; DNA-binding transcription factor activity, RNA polymerase II-specific
Source: RefSeq, a predicted model, not a curated record
CCUCCCCAGUCCUAGAGCGGAGCAGGAAGUGUCCCAGGGGAGGGAGCCGGAGGGCUCCGGCCUUUCCUUUCCUGCGCGUCCGGCGGGCUCCGCGGCGGCCAGGCUAACGCGGCCCGCCAAAGGGGACGCGCCGCGGCGGCGCCUCCAUUUGCUGCACUAGUUCAGCCGCGUUUUCGUGCAUGAGCGGGAGACGGGGGCUCGACCAGCCAAGGAGAGAGUCCCUCGGCCUCUGGAAGGACGCCCGGGAGGCCGGGCUGGAAGGAUGAGGAGCUGCUGCCGGAGACUUCCGCAGCAGCAGGAGGGAUUGGAGUUAGACUCGGGGAAGGAGGUCCGGGCUGCGAGCUCUUUUUGUAAAGGUCUCAAGGGCAAGAACGGGGACUUUGGCUGCGAAGCCUCAAGAUAGCGGCCUAUUCACUUGUCCUGUCCAGGAGGACCUGGCCACGGAAGGGUCGUCCUCUGCUGCUGACCCCCAUCAAAUCCCAUCAUGCCCACAGCCCUGUGUCCCCGAGUCUUGGCUCCGAAAGAAAGCGAGGAGCCCAGGAAAAUGAGGAGCCCACCAGGAGAGAACCCUAGCCCCCAGGGCGAGCUUCCCAGCCCCGAGUCCUCCCGCCGCCUCUUCCGCCGUUUUCGCUACCAGGAGGCGGCGGGCCCCCGGGAGGCCCUGCGCCGCCUCUGGGACCUGUGCCAGGGCUGGCUGAGGCCCGACAGACACACCAAGGAACAGAUCCUGGAGCGACUGGUGCUGGAGCAGUUCCUGGCCAUCCUGCCCCGUGAGAUCCAGGGCUGGGUGCGGGCCCAGGAGCCUGAGAGUGGUGAUCAGGCUGUGGCGGCCGUGGAGGCGCUGGAGCGGGAGCCUGGGCGGCCCUGGCAGUGGCUCAAGCACUGUGAAGACCCCGUGGUGAUUGAUGAUGGCGAAGGCCCUCCAGACCGAGAGCCGGAGCGGCUGCCAGCAGAAGCCCAGAGCGACCUUGCAAAGAGCCAGGACAGCCAGCCCACGGCCGUAGCACAGGGCCCUGGGCUCCCGAGCAGAACCCCGGGCCAGCCCGGUGGGGAUCCAGUUCUGCAAGAGCCUGCCCUUCUUCAGGAGGCAAGUCUGAGGGAUACACAGCAGGUAACCGCCCUGCAGCUGCCCCCGAACCGGGUUUCUCCUUUCAAGGAUAUGAUUUUCUGCUUCUCCCAAGAGGACUGGUCCCUUCUAGACCCUGCGCAGACAGGCUUCUAUGGAGAGUUCAUCAUCGGGGAGGACUGUGGGGUCUCGCUGCCUCCAAGUGACCCGGGCACCCAGCUGCAUCUCUCCCAGGGAGAGGAGAACGAGCCCCGGGUUCCAGAGUUGCAGGACCUGCAAGGGAAGGACGUGCCCCAGGUUUCUUACUUGGACUUCCCAGGUCUCCAGCCAUUCCAGGUGGAAGAGAGAAGGAAACGGGAUGAGCUGCAGGUGCCCGAGUUCCAGACCUGCCAGCAGACGGCACUCACCCAGAGCACCUGCCCAGCUUUAAACGUGCCCUAUGACAUUAGCCGGAGGGACGCGCUGACCCCCGAGAACGGCCUGGACGAGGAGGUGACCAUCGAGAUCGUCCUGUCCAGCUCUGGAGACGAGGACUCCCCUCGCCCUUACUGCACUGAUGAGCCGCGGGGCCCCGCCGAGAAGCCGCGCAGCCUCCCCGCCUCCCACCGCAGCGGCGCAGAGCCUGGGGACGAGGUGCAGACGUCAUCCAAAAAGUCCUACAUCUGCCCCAACUGCGGGAAGAUCUUCCGCUGGAGGGUCAACUUCAUCCGGCACCUGCGCAGCCGCAAGGAGCAGAAGCCGCACGAGUGCUCGGUGUGCGGGGAGCUGUUCAGCGACAGCGAGGACCUGGACGGCCACCUGGAGAGCCACGAGGCGCAGAGCCCUAACCGCUGCUGCGCCUGCGGAAAGAGCUUCCGCCUCAACUCGCACCUGCUGUCUCACAGGCGGAUACACCUGCCGACGGGUGGACUGGAGCCGGUGCCAAAGACCGAGCCGAACGCGGCGGGGGCCGUGGGCGGGGGCCCGGGCGGCCUGCUAGCCUUCCAGUGCUGUGACUGCGGGGGCGUCCAGCGGCCGGAGCACCUGGCGCGGCACCGCAGCAGCGCGCACCUACGGGGCACGGCGCAGCCCUUCCAGUGCCGCUACUGCGUCAAGAGCUUCUCUCAGAACUGCGACCUGCUUCGCCACCAGCGCCUGCACUUGAAGCGUCGCUCCAAGCAGGCCCUCAACUCCUACUGAGGCGGCCCGGCCUGGCCCCUCCCGCGGUGCACCUGCCCGGGACAGAAGCUCCGUCCUCCCACCCUUCGC